Messenger RNA from Oenanthe melanoleuca, 10134 nucleotides. It is a transcript of the gene DCLK3, whose product is annotated as doublecortin like kinase 3. The record is from RefSeq and is a predicted model, not a curated record. Lineage: Eukaryota; Metazoa; Chordata; Aves; Passeriformes; Muscicapidae. Gene Ontology annotation, biological process: intracellular signal transduction; protein phosphorylation. The transcript has 7 exons. Gene Ontology annotation, molecular function: protein kinase activity; ATP binding. The coding region runs from base 994 to 3432 and encodes 812 amino acids.
UAGGAUGUGAAUAAUGUUGACAACAAACUGUUGUUCUGGUUGUUGCUGAGCAGUGCUUACCAUAGAUCAAAGACUUUUCAGUUUCCCAUGCUCUGCUAGAGAGCAGGUGCACAAGAAGCUGAGAGGGAGUAUAGCCAGGACCCCAGCUGACCCCAGCUGACCAAAAGGACAUUCCAUACCAUAAAAUAUCUUCUCAGCACAUAAACUGGGAGGAGGUGGACAGAGGGGGGCUGAUCACUUCUGGAGAGGGGCUGAGCAUCAGUUGGGGCAGUGAGCACUUUUGUUGUGCACCACUGUUUUUCUCAGGCUUUAUUCCACUCUCUCUUUUUUAUCUCCUUUUUAAUUAAAAUUAUUAUUAUUGUCAUUAUUACUGUAUUUGACUUAAUUUUAGUUAGUAAACUGUUCUUAUCUCAACCCACAGAUUCUACCCUUCUGAUUCUCCUCCUCAUCCCACAGAGAAGAUUGGAGGUUUGAGGCCAGAAUGAUGUAACACUGCAUCUCUCAGUCUGACCUAUUGAAUAUCUCUGGCCACUAAAUUUUGCAUGGCGACAAUAAAAGCGUUUUCACUCAUGAGCGGACUGGGAGCAGUGCCCCACAUCCUGCCACUUGGGGACACCCUCGGGGACGCAUGGAGCCCCUGGUCACGUAAGAAACACCCGCGUCCGGCAGGCGGGCUCCCGGCUGGGGGGACAAACGAGGUCAUCCCGGCGGCUGGGGGCGAGCUGGCCGCUGGGGAAAGACGCGAGGCGGGCGGGCAGCGGUCCGAGGAGGGGGCAAGCGCUAAGGCGGCGGGCCGCUGCCGCCUGAGGGCAGCUCGGGGAGGGGUGAGAGAGCGCGACUGCCGACGUAGCUGAUGCGCGGCGCCGCCUCCCCGCCGGGUGCCCUCCUUCCCGCUCCCUGACUGCCCUCGCAGGCGGGAGGCGGCGGGGAGGGAGCGCGGGUGCUGUGCGGACAGCCUGUGGCCGGAGCCGAGGCGAGCCGAGACCCCGCACUAUGCCGACCGCCGCGCCCCCCCGCCUCCACCCCGCGGCGGACGCCUGCUGCCACUGUCAGGGACACCAAGGCCUAUUGGACCAUUCACCACACAAUGCAGACUCAAAAGUAAAAAGGAAGAAACUGCAUGGGACUUGUCCUCCUGUUGAUCGUAGAAACUAUGGAAAAUCAUGUUUGGGUGAAAGCAGCCACAGGUUUUUCAGUUCCUGCAAUGGUUUUCACACGAUACAUUCAGAGCACAGUCCUGUGAAGCCAAGGAUAAUUACAGUGGUAAAACCUGGCGGACACACACUCAGGAGGAUAACCUUACUUCUCAACAGGAGAUCAGUCCAGACCUUUGAGCAGCUGAUGGCUGACAUUUCAGAAGCUCUGGGAUUUCCUCGUUGGAAGAAUGACCGUGUGAGAAAGCUGUACAAUCUGAGAGGCAGAGAGCUUCAAAGUGUUUCUGAGUUCUUCAGGGAAGGUGAUGCGUUCAUAGCUAUGGGGAGGGAGCCUCUCACUUUCAAGGACCUGGAGGUGGUAUUGCAAGAACUUUAUCCUGAAAAUCCUUAUGCUGCCAGUGCUGCCAUUCAGCAGAACGAGGAGCAGUCCCAAAAGAAGAGCAGGCUGUAUGACAAGGCCUCAAAAGUAGACAGUGGCUUUAAUGAGACAGAAGUGACCAAGAGCUGCAGUGAUGGCUUGUCUUCUCAGCUGGUGGCUGGAUAUGAAGGAAAAAGUCAAGCCAAGACAAAGCAAGAGGAAAAAAUGAGAACCAAAAAAAAGUGGACUAGAGAGAGAUGGGGUGGUGAACAUGGAGUAAAACCUUCUAGAAAAACACGAGAAAGUGAAAGGCACCUUAACCAUGAGAGGAGUCCUGAGGAAGGCUUAGAGGAGAGUUCGGAGGAGGUGCUGAGAUGUGAGAAAUGCGAACAGGAAAGGCAGGCCAGAGAAAAGUUAUGGAGGGAAAGGCAGGCUGAGGCCUCAUUUGAGAAUAGAGACUUGAACAUAGGUGCAUGUCAGAGGUACAAUGCAGAAAGAAAUACAAAAGUCAGGAACUGCCAAAAAUCCCCUGAAACUUGUCUGGAGCGUGAGGAAGUUGGCUGGAAAGAUAAUGGCAGUGGUAGGAUGUGGAAGCCGCUACAUAGGAUUGUUAAUAAAGGGCUGGAGAAGCAAAAAAGGAGCACUAAGAAAGAAAGGGAUGUGGAGAAGCAUGAAAACCAUGGGAAGGAAGUAGUAAAAUUCAGGAAGAAUGCUGUAGAUGGGCUCCAGCUAUCUCAUGAAGUGAAGGAAGAAAAUGGAAGUAGCUGUGUAAUGAACCAAAGUGGUUGGCUAAAGAAAGACACACUGAGGGAUGCUGAGAUAAUGUCUAAAACAUAUAGGGAGGGCAGAGAGGGACAAAGGGCUAAAGAGGAAGCUGCCAGAAGAGAGGGGAAUGCCAUAUGUAGAGAGAGUGACAUGACUCGACGAGAAAAAACAGGGGAGCGCAGAGUGAAUAAAGAAGACAACAAAGCUCAGGGAUUGGAAAGCACAAGUCGGAGGUAUGCCAUUAAAAGCAGAACUGAUGUGGAAAAACACUAUGAGAUUGGCAGAACUAUUGGGGAUGGGAACUUCGCAGUGGUGAAAGAAUGUCGCCACUGUGAUUCCAAUCAGAUCUAUGCCAUGAAAAUUGUUGAUAAAUCCAAGCUGAAAGGGAAGGAGGACAUGAUGGAAAGUGAAAUCCUGAUUAUUCAGAGUCUUUCUCAUCCCAAUAUAGUAAGCUUAAUUGAGGUGUAUGAGACAGAAGCUGAGAUCUACUUAAUCUUAGAGUAUGUUCCAGGAGGGGACUUAUUUGAUGCAAUCAUAGAAAGUGUGAAGUUCACAGAACAUGACGCUGCUGUCAUGAUCACUGAUCUGUGUGAAGCACUGGUUUAUAUUCACAGCAGGAACAUCGUCCAUAGGGACCUCAAACCAGAGAACCUUUUGGUUCAGCACAAUGCAGAUAAAUCUACUACACUGAAAUUGGCAGAUUUUGGCCUUGCUAAGCAGGUUACAAAACCUAUAUUUACUGUCUGUGGAACACCAACAUAUGUUGCACCUGAAAUACUUGCUGAGAAGGGCUAUGGCCUCGAAGUAGACAUGUGGGCAGCUGGUGUGAUCCUUUACAUCCUGCUCUGUGGUUUCCCCCCUUUCCGCAGUCAGGACCGUGAUCAAGAGGAGCUGUUUCAGAUCAUACAGCUGGGUCACUACGAGUUCCUAUCCCCUUACUGGGACAAUAUUUCUGCAGCAGCAAAAGACCUCAUCACCAGGCUGUUGAUAGUGGAUCCCCAGAAGCGGUACACAGCAUGUCAAGUACUUCAGCACCCCUGGAUCAGAACAGCUGGGAAAACUAACAGCAGGAAUUUGCAGAGGGAAGUGACAAUAAAUAUUGAGCGCCAUUUCCGGGCCCAGCGCCGAAAGGAAGUUGUUGAUGAGGACACAUGAAAUCUUUCAAGCUCAUUUUGUCUUCUUUUUAUUGAUCAACAAAUCAUUUAUGUUUUCUUUUCUAAAUGAAUUGAGAAUUUAAUGUGUAGCUGUUGGUGGCUAUUGCUAUGCCUCUUUUUCUGAUUCUGAGAUUCUGAAGGACAGAAAUCAAAUUCACAUCCACUUCCUCUUGGAAGUGUUGGCAGUCUCUCUGAUGAAAGCAGUGGGGACUAGAUAAAUUUUUCUUUAAGUACUUUCCGUUAAGUACUUCUACAUCAUUUACGAAUGUUUGCUUCUGUGACUGACACUAGUGGUGAGUCUUCUCUCAUCCUUUUUUUAUUAUAUCCUCCAGGAGUUUUGUGUUUGUAAUGUUUUCAAAAUAGCUGUCUGCAUACACAUCUUGCACUAAUUCUUUAAACAGUCUUUUCACUAAUUCCUUCUAGCCACUGAGUAGGAAGAAUAAAAAGUAAAUAUAUUCUUUAGCUGUAGGAUAUAUUAAAUAAGAUGCCAAAUACUGUAUUUAUUAAGCUGUGAGGGAAUACAAAUUCUUAUUGACUAAAUCUGAUGUUUUGUGAUAUCUCCCUUGGCAACAUCUUUCAUUGGUUGUUCAGGGUAAUAGAUGGUACAAUGUUCCUGUUACAAGAAGGUAGUCAUGUGUACUAUGGGGUGAAAGUAGACUAAAAUCUAGCUUGGGGAGAAAAAACUUGUUGGCUGUGGAAAGGUCUCCCUGGGGAAUCAUCAGAUGCUCUAUUGCAUGUGGUUUUUAGUAAUUUUAUUGGAUGCAGUUUUAAAGAAAUCCUGCAGGGGUAAAAAUAAAGCCCAGAGAGGGGCCAUGACCUAAAACAGCUUUUGAAUCUGAGAAUUUUUGAUUAACUAAUUAAAUUCAAAAAGCACUUGAGUUUUCCAUUUUAUAAUUCUUUGUUCUCAAGUUCCAUGGGCUAGCAAAUAAUAUUGAUGUUAGAAUAUCAGUGCUGUUGGCAGUGAAUACACAGCCUGUAGAAAUGAAGGGGGGUAUUUUACACUUGGAGAGCUGUUGCUCUGCCUAUGCAUUUCAUAAUGAGAAAUGUCAGAAGCAUUUCAGAAUUAGUGGAACAUUUUCACAGCUAUAUGAACCAGAAUAUUAUUUUUGGUGACUGCUAAUAUUUUGUGUGAACUUGCUGAAUAACCAAAAAGUGUAGGGUGCUGUCAUCAUGUUUCUGUUUCAUCUUAUGACUUUUGUGCAAAAAUUAUGUAUAGAGAUCACUUGACUCUUAAAGGAGAAUUGCACUUUAAAUUGAAUUGGCUUAUUUCUAAUACUUGCUGGAAUAAGACUUUUUGUGGAGUUCAAUAAUUGGUGAAACAAACCAAUAAAAUCUUUACUGUGUGCCCAAGUAGUAGCUAUAUGAUAUGUCAUACUUCUGCUUUGGAGUCUGAGUCAGGAAAACUUUUCUCUUUCCUGAAAGCAAGAAUGGAUUUAAGUGCUUCCCUGAGUUAAGGCAACCUAACGUAACCCAAUAUUAUAAAAGCAUUACAUCAUAUUUGAGUACUAGUAAUAAUAUAUACUCUGUUAAUUUAAGUCUAUUUUGGAUAGGAAAUUGUGGAAAAAUAGCUUCUGAUGGGCAAUACUAUAUUUUGUAAUUAUCUUAUUUUUAAUAUAGUUGUUUAGGAAUAAAGUCUGAAGUGACAAAAAAUAUGUAAUCAACAAUGAAUCUGAAAGUUUGGACAUUGUGUAACAAGUUGCCUUUUUUACCUUUAAGUACCUGUCUGCAGCCUUAUUCAUAGUGCAGAAGAUGGAGAAUUUGCUUAUAAUGAUUAUAAGAAUAGUUAUUUUUUCAAUGAUUUUGUUUUUCUUUCGAGUUCUCUGUGUUCCAGACAGGCUAAACGUGGACUGUGCCAGGUGGUCACUGCAUGGCACCUGUAAGUACAGAUGCUGCUGUGGCAGUGCUGAGGCAUGGGUUUGUGGCAUGGACAUGUGGCAUUAGGCCCUUCUCCUUCAGGUUGGAGGCUGUAAAAGCUUCCAGGUGCUUCUCAGGGCUUUUACCUCUUUCUUUCUCUCCAACUUCAUUAUUCCUUCUUUUCUCUUAUUGCUUCUUGCUCUGCCUCUGUGUUGACCGAGGUUGCCAAACAUUGUGGUUUAUGUUACUUGUAGCAAUGAAAACCCAUAUGAUUUUGGAGAGCUCAGUCUCAAGCUUUGCUUGCUGAUGUUGAAAAUAACAUUAGGCAGGACUAAGACAAAAAAAGGUGAAAAUCCCCUCUCAUCUCCUAUUGCCUUUUCUCAGGCUUUGCUUUUCCCUCGGUGUGACAUUCCAAUGCAGACCUGGUAUUUAUGCUCUGUAAGAGGGUUUCUAAUAUAUGAACCAUGUUCACACUCUGUGAUUGAGGAUUAUCACUGUUCUUCCUGAGGUUUCCUGAGGUUUGUCUCGUUGGGUUCUGGAGUCAUCUUCCCCUUAAUGUUUUCAUUUCUUGAAUGGUUUCCUUCUCUACAGUAAGUCUGAGGAAGCUCAAAGCUGGGGGAGAUUAGACUCAGAUCAAAUUCUUGCUGAUUUGUUAGGAAGAAGAAAUAUCCCUUCUUGCUCUUCCUUAAGUCUUUAUGGAUUAGACUCUCAUAUGACUUUAUAUUCCACUGAAAAUAAAACAAGUUAUGGUGUCUUCAUCUCUUUAAUGCUGACAUUAAUCUGAAUAUCUCACCAAGAAAAACAACCUUCUCCCCAAGACCUAAGUGCAAAUUAUUGCAGACCUCAACAGGAAAGUUCCACUUCCAGAGAAUUUGCUGGGUCUAAGGCAAUAGAAGGCAAGAACCUGUUUGUUUACUGCAAGCUUUAGCAAAUCAGCUGAGUAGGAAUCCUUCCAUGCUUCUUAAAAGCUAUUGUUUGGUUCCUAACUCAUAGUGGAGAUCCUGAUCAAGUUCUAGUUAUUCCAGGGUUAUUUCUUUACUAUCAGAUAUUAACUAUUCAAAAAAUAGUCUCCUUUUAGAAACUAGAGGCUGUCCAUUGUCUUUAAUCAUUGACUUGGCUCCUCUUUAGUUGGUUGCAGCUUUUAAGCAUGCUUGCAUAAUUUCAUGCCCUAAAUGUAAUUUUUCUUAGACUUGAAGUAAGCACAAAGAUCCAAGCAUAUAGAAUCGAGUCAUCAAUAUUUCAUUUUGUAGUGAAACGUACGUUAAAGACAGAGUUGCUUUUUUAGCUUUUCAGCUGCUUGAAGAUAAAGUGGUCCCCAGAUAUCCCCUCCACUUGCCACUAAGGUCAACUUCUUCACUUUCCCAUAUGCUAUUACAUUUCAUUGGUCCUAGACCUCACCUACAUAUUUUCUAUCAUCUGUCAUCUGCCUACUCUCAUUGGCCUCUUAUCCCCUUGGAUCACUCUCAUUAUUGAAAUGUGGUGAAAUCUUCACAUAAUAAUAUGUUUUUCUUCAGGAAAUUCUGACCUUAGAAAUGGGAAUGAGCAAAAUAUUUUGGAAGUGAAACUGCAAAAACUGGUGCUUCAUGCUGCAUGGUGCAUAACUGCCUGAAAGUGAACAAUGGGAAUUUGGUCAUUGCUCAUAUAUAUAGUCUCUUAAUAUUUAAAAAUGUGUGCCCAGGAGACUCAUGAUUGAAGGCAGUACAGCAGAGACUGUUACCUCUGAGACACAGACACUUUAACUUCUUUUAUUCAGGGAAUGUCUUAAUCGAAGGCUGUUUAACAGCUGUGUGGAAUAGCUGGAUUCAAACACCAUCAAAUCUGCCACCUCACUACUGAGUGGAAUUAUAAGUGGAUUUCCUAUAUCUCUGUUACUGUAUUUUUGGCUGUAGAGUGAUGGAGGGAUAAUGGGAUGUUAUUCCCUUGAGCUUAGGCUCUUGGGUUUUGGUCCUCUUGUUAAAGUGAACUUUCUGGAGUUGACUGCUUGCUUUUUGUCAAGUACCCAGAUUUGGGGAGGUACACAGUCUGCUUGAAAAUAUAGUAAAUUUGCUGUGCUUAUAAAGCACUCUUCCCAAAGAAACAUAAGUAUCACUCGUAAAUAUUUUUCGUAUAAUUCCUUCUUUCACUUGGAUUUCUUUUAAUUUAAGCAAUGUAAGGAAAUUGCUUUUUAUGUUUCUGGGCAUGUGUUUUUCUGUCUUUUCUAAGUUCACAAGUAAUACUUUACCAUUGACAUUCUUGCUUCUGAAAGGAAUUAUGGGCACUUUAACUGGGUUUACAGUGGAUAAUGACACUGUUUGUUCUCCAACAUGGUUUAUUUGUAACUAGGCUGAAGGUGUAAUUUUCUAAGUUUAAAUACAUUGUAGACUUCAGCAGAAAACCUGUUAUUCCUCCUCUGUAUCUCCAAUAAAGGUAAAUUAUACAGUAAAUGUUAUGUUUCAGUUCUUUCCAAUAAAUUAGGAAACAAAUAUGUGGCCAAGUAUUUUGAAUUUUUCUUUUUUUGUUUGUUUGUUUGGUUUUUUUCCUUCUGGUGAUGGAAAUGCUUGUUUUAAAAGGUUUGCAAUUUCAGUGAGUAUUGGGUGUACCUUCAUAUAUGGGUAGCAGAACCUGUUCUAAUGCUGCUAGUCCUUUGAAUACUUACAGAUGUGUUUUUCUUUGAUGCUGCAUGUAAUCCCAUUAAAACCAACAGAAAUCUUUGCAGAACUGGAGCUGAGAUUUAUUCUACCACCAUUUUUUUGACCUGUAUUGUUUUAGUCAUAUAUGGUGUGAUGUUAGAGUGAUCAUUACAAGCAGACUUAGCUUCUCUUAUGCGUAACGCACACAGGAUUGAUUUCUCCUAUCAUUAAAUCUUUUUCUGUAAAAUUCAAGUUUGUUUAGAAAAAGAUGUGCUUUCUUUGUGGAAACAGGCAUUCUAUUUGAAGUUCAGUUGUUUGCCAAAAGUGGCUUUUCAUAUGAGACUCUUUCUUAGUAGCAUGUGUAUAUUUCAGUUCUGUUAUUAAAAAUGGUAUUUUCCCAGAGGCCUGCAGUAUUGUCUGAAGCAGUGGAAAUAAAAUAGUGUCUAGGAUAUUGAUGGUAUUUUUGAGGAAGCUGCCUUCUCUGCAUAUGACCAUGUGUGAUAAAGUGGCUGCCAGUGAGAAAAGUUUGUUGCACAUUGGUCCUUAAAGACAUUGCAGCCUCCUCAUUACUCUAAGAAUAACUGUAAACUCUUUGGAAUGACUUACUUUUAUGAUAAUCACACAUAUUUAUUGCACCCUUAUUUUAACAAUUUGUUUAAGGCAGCUAAUUAAAUCUGAUUUAAUGCUUUGCUGUUAGGAGUGGGAUUCAGAUGUGUUUCCUGUGUCAGAAGUUGAAGGCAGAUGCCAGCAGUGCAAAUGAAUUUGUGUCAGAAUAACAGUCAGACAUUGAAUUCUUUUUAAAUUUUCUUUUUAAAUUAGAACUGUUUUGACAAAGUAGCAAUUGGAAAAUCAGAAAAAGUGAAGCAAAUAACCUUAAACUGUCAUUGGAAAUACAUUUUGUUUUCCGGAUUCAGAAAAUGAUAUGUAGAACUGGAAGCAUUUUAAAAACCAGAGAAAUACAGGAAUGAUUCCCAGAGUGUUUCAGCUAUUAAAACAGUAAGAAUGUUUGGUGCAGUGAGAACAUGAAGUACCUUGGUAGGGCUGAGCAGAUGCUGCAACAGGAGCUGUGUGAGAUUGCUAGAUUGGAUAAGGAGUGUAGGUCUGAAAAAGGGGUACUCCUUAUAACCACUGGGAAAAUGUAUUGAAUCAUAAAAGGUUAGUCCUGCAUUGUCAUUGCUGUCUUUAUAAAGCUUUCUAAAUUUCAGUGACCACUAGGCCAUAAGAAGAUAUUUCCCGUGAAGAAUUGCAGCACAGAACAUUUUAGAUAAUGUUUAACAUAAAGGAUUCCAGAAAUGAAGAUGAUUUUCCUAGAAAACAGAAGUUCAUGAUUGUUAACCUGUAUGGUAAGUUGUCAAGAAAACCUUAUUGCUGGAGUUUCAAAAAGAGUAUAAUUUUGUGAUCCUAAGCAUUUGCAACUACCCAGCGUGCUAUGUUGCGACUUUCAAUGACAUUGCACUUCUACAGCAUAAAAACUUAUUAUUUAACAGCUCAGAAAAAACAUUUCUGCCUAGUGUAAGGCUGGAACUAAAUGGGUGGAAUACAUUUUAUUAAUUGCAGCUUGCCUGGAAACAGAAUAUUGUUCACAUGGUGAGUGAUGGAUGAAAAAUUUAUUAUUGACCAGUAUUUCCAAUGAAAGCAUAAAAUUGUUCUUGAAAAUGGGAGCAUGUUGGCUGUUUGGCUAAAAGCCAAUAUGUGUCCUGGUGAGGUGUUAUUUCUUCAAAUAAAGAGGGAGAGACAUCAUAUUAAGUAGCUCCUUGUGAUUUGAAACAAAAAAAAAAAAGAUUCUGACAGAAAAAAGUGGGAAAUAAAACUAGAGGAGGAAAAGCUGAAGGAAAACAUACCUUUUUUUCCAAAUGUUUUAUUGUCUUAAGUAAAUCAAUGCUCUAGACAAAUCUAACAGAGCUUUAUCAGUGAAAUAAAAAAUCUUUCCUUUUGCUGGUGUGUAACAUUCCUGUGGUGGUUCCCCAGUUAACUUAGCUGAUUUCAAGCAGAUACUAUGGCAACCACUAGAUUAUCUCACCUGGAUCAUAAUUUUCUAGUGAUAGAACCGGAGAAGAAUUUUAGGGAAUUUUUUUUUUACAUGCUUUCAUAACUCACCCAGUUAAUGUUCAAGGGACAGAAGUUAGAGCUGAAUGUUAGAAUGUGACAGUAAUAAACUCCUCCUAACAGCUGAAACCUUACAUAUAUUAUUGGCUAAUAAUGGGUAAUGUUAUAAAAUCAGAAUUUCCAAAACCUCUGUU